UGUGUUGAUUGGAUGUUAGGCAUUGAACCUCGUUUUGUUAGCUCUGCAAACUUUUUUGGGAGAACAGCAUUACAUUUAGCUGCAGCCAGUGGAAAUAUGGAAAUGGUUGUUCUUCUGUGUUCGAAAGAUGCUCCUCCAAAUUCUCUUAUGAUUUAUAAGGGAGAACUACUAACCCCUUUGGAUGUUGCUAAACGUCGAGGACACGAUCUUAUAGUAGACUACUUAACUGUUAGGUACGAGGCUUGUUUAGCUUCUGAGCUUUCCACAACAGAGCUAAACUCUUCUAGACAAAGUAUUGAAGAACAAAUAAAAGCGGCCCGCCUUCGCAAAGUUAGGGCAGAAUUAACAAAUAGUGAUGAAUUGGGUAAUUAUGAGAAGCAACCUCCUCCUAUAAGACGUGGAAUUUCGUUGCUAACUAGAGCGGCUCAAAAACUGAAUGAUGAAAGUUGUGGUGCAAGAGGAGAGAUGGUAGAUGCUAGUACAAUGGUUUCUGUAAUUUAUUUUUAUGUUUGGUCAAGUUUAUUUCUAUAUCCAAGUAGGUAUAUUAAAUUUGUUUUGAAGCGCCGCUCAUCCUCUGCUUCCGCAAUCUUUGGCAAACUUCCGAAAUCAACUAGCACCACCGACCUUAACAACCACAGCAUUGAACAAUUUUAUCAGCAACAAAAAGCCUUGAUAGAUUUAGCUAUGGCUACAACAAAUAAAUUACCGAAUGAAGCAAGGAAGGAAAAUGAAAAAGAAAUUGUUAAGGAAGUAGAUAAUCUAGAUGCUUCUACCAAUACUUUGUUGGUUCAUGACUUUUCUAAUGCUUCAUCUAUUUCUGCUUUACAACAGCCUUUAGAGGAGGAGUUGCUACGCCAAAAUAACUCUUCGCCUGUAAUAAAUACAGAAGGUGAGCAUGCUGAAAGUGUUAGACAUUCACCUAAAACAUUAUCGGAUAGAGAAAUUGGAUUUCCCUCAGCUUCUUCCAAAAAAGUUCGUUUGGCAGUAAAUAGUGAUUUAUUACAACCUGACGAUAGUUAUGAAGAUAGACCUAAAAGAAUUCGACGUAAAUGGACACCUUUACCUCCAUCAGAUUACAGGCAUCAAUCAUUAGAUGAAGCAGUUACAGAGUUGCAUAUUCUUGAGGAUGGACUUUCACCGCCUCCGGGUCGCUUAGCUACGUUUGGAGACCUAGCCAAUUCCACUACUCGAUAUGUUCACGAACGUGCUAUUUUCGACGAAUUAACACACUUAAAAAGAAUGCAAAUACAAUACGGAAAAGUUCGGGAAGAGGUGUUAGUACGUUCCCUAGUCCAAAACUUUUGUCGAAUGCAUGCAAUCCACCCCGCCCAUUUCCGGCGUAUUUCAACUUUACAACAAUGGGAGAAAUUUUUAUACGGUGAGGAAAUUGAAAAUUAAGUAAAAAAUAAAUUUUUCUUCUGUGGAGAUUGC
Molecule: messenger RNA, 1431 nt
Organism: Meloidogyne enterolobii
Lineage: Eukaryota; Metazoa; Nematoda; Chromadorea; Rhabditida; Meloidogynidae
Source: the annotation of a GenBank genome assembly